UGGCGCCAGGCGGCGGAGGGAGCCGCGUCAUCCCGCGGCGGCAGAGAGGAGCGGCUCCGGCAGGCAGGCAGGCAGGAUGCGGCCCCUGCUGCCCCCGGCCGCGCCGCCCCCGGGCUCCGGCCCCGCCCUCCCCCCGGGGGCAGCGGCGGCGGCGGCCCUCUCCUCCUCCCCCUCGCCCCCACUCCCGCCCUCCGGGGGUCCCCGGCGCUGGCAGGGCGGGGGCGGCCGCGCCUCCGCCUCCGCCUCCUCCGCCCGGCCUCCGGCGGCCUCCCCGCUGCGGGUGCCGGCGCUGUGCGUGGCCUGGUACGCGCUGAGCGCGGGCGGCAACGUGGUGAACAAGGUGCUGCUGGGCGGCUUCCCGCGGCCGGUGACGGUGUCGCUGUGCCACGUGCUGGGGCUGGUGGCGCUGCUGCCGCCGCUGCUGCGCGCCUGGCGCGUGCCCCCCGCCGCCCCCGCCCAGCUGCCGCCGCGCGCCUACCCGCGCCUCAUCCUGCCGCUGGCCUUCGGCAAGUACCUGGCCUCCGUCUCGGCCCACGUCUCCCUCUGGCGCGUGCCCGUCUCCUACGCCCACACCGUUAAGGCCACCAUGCCCAUCUGGGUGGUCCUCCUGUCCAGAAUCAUCAUGAAGGAGAAGCAGACCACAAAGGUGUACUUGUCCCUCAUCCCCAUCAUCGGUGGCGUCCUGCUGGCCACCGCCACGGAGCUCUCCUUUGACACCUGGGGCCUCGUCAGCGCUCUGGCAGCCACCCUCUGCUUCUCGCUGCAGAACAUCUUCUCCAAAAAGGUGCUGAGAGAUUCUCAAAUCCACCAUCUCCGGCUGCUGAACAUCCUGGGAUGCCACGCUGUGUUCUUCAUGAUCCCGACGUGGGUUCUGGUCGACCUCUCCUCUUUCCUGGUGGAGAAUGACUUGGGCUCGAUGGCGCACUGGCCCUGGACCAUCCUCCUGCUGGCCAUCAGCGGCUUCUGCAACUUUGCCCAGAACGUGAUUGCCUUCAGCAUCCUGAACCUCAUCAGCCCGCUGAGCUACUCGGUGGCAAACGCCACCAAACGGAUCACCGUCAUCAGCGUCUCCCUCCUGAUGCUCCGCAACCCCGUCACCACCACCAACGUCCUGGGCAUGCUGACCGCCAUCCUGGGGGUCUUCUUGUACAACAAGACCAAGUACGACGCGCACCAGGCGGCCAAGGGGCGGCUGCUCCCCGUGACGACGGGGGACCUGGCGGACCGGCAGCCGCUCCGGAGCAGCCCCGAGAAGUCCCCGAACGGACUGGCGCCCUUCAUGCAGCACGGGGAGCUCCCCUACGGCGGCAGGAGCAGCGUCCUCACGGACCACUUCCAGUACAGCCGGCAGGGCCACCCGGCUCUGUACAGCUCCAAGCGCUAUGACAUCUAGGGGGGAGCCGGCUCCGGGCCGGACUGUGGCGGAGGGAAGGACACGUGCGCGCGUUGGGAGGCCCACAGCGGGCCACUGGAAACGGACGUUGCUGCAGCAGAGCCCGGAGCGUGGCCCCCAGAGUGCUCCCCGUUGGGACCUUUGCCCUUCUGGGUUGCCCUUUGGAGCGUUUGCAGAGAAGCCGCUUCCUCUCUCUUUCCUCCUCGUCCUCCUUGUGGAGGCGAGAAUGCGGAGCAGCAGAGGGCAGUGAGCGGUCAUUUCCUCCAGCACUUGUCCAAGGGGUGGGUUGGGGGGGGUGUCUGUGUGUGUCUGUGUGUGUGUGUCUUUCCUCUCCAGCUAAUGUAGCAUUGCCGGGCGUUGCACAGAGAGAGAGCGAGAGAGCGAGAGAACUGCCUUCAGCCCGACAGGGGUGCGGGGCGACCACACGAAACUGCUUUCCCAAGAGUGGUGGUGAUCAGGCUCCCUGCUGGGAGCAGAUGCCACCGCCCAAUACGGAGCUGGGGGCCCCAUCCAGACUAGUCAGUCUUGACUCAACACCAUGGAAAUAAAUCAGUGAGGAAAGCUGGCCGGGCCUGGCCGGAGUCCCACCAGUGGCCAGGGGGCCGCGUCUUCCCUUCCCUUCCCAUCAUGCGGUUAGAGACUCUGGCAAAGGCUUCCUUCCGCCUGUCGCAAAUCAUGUGGGGCGGCACUUCCGAAGCCUUUUUCCUUUGGGGUUUGGUGGCAGCAUCGGCCUCUGCCAGCUGGAGCCUUCCCUGCUGGCCCCGGCCCCCUUUCUCCUGGGCGCUGCUGCCGCUGCUUCUUCUCUUGCGGUGGGGUUGGACUCCUCUGGCCUGGGGGAGGCAGGCAGCCCUCCGGAGACAGACCGCUGCCCCCCCCCCCCCCCGCAGGGGCAGAGAGCUUUCGCUUCCCCGCCACGUCUCCCAAGAGCAGCACAAAGCCCCAGCCAGGUGCCCAGAGAGAGGAGGAGACCCCAGGAGGAGCAGCGGGGUGGGAGGCCGCUCUUGGACGGGGUCUGGGCGGGAGAGGAGGCGGGCUCUCCGUGCCUCCCCCCCCACCCCGGGCCUGAUCCUGGAUAGGCUCUUGGAAGCCUCCUGUCCCUGCGCCGCCCCCCUCCCUCCCCCAGCAGCCUGUGUCCAGUGUAUUUGGUGCUCAGCCUGCUCAGGAUGCAGAGGCGUAACUAUAGGGGGGGCAGGGGGGGGGCACGUGCCCCAGGCGCCAUCUUUUCUGGUCACGUGGGGGGCGCCGCCAUGACCAAAUUUUAAAAAAAAAAUUAAAUUUUUUUUGUUAAUACAAAUGUUUCCUGCUCAGUGCAGCAGCACUACAGCAGUCAAGGGAGCGCGUCAGUGCCCCCUUCCCCAUGAGCGGUCCCUUCCGCGCCGCCUGCGCCCCCCCCCCAUUGCUUUGCUGGCGCCUGGCGGCCAGUCAGUGGCCUGGCUUGGUGGCGGCGGCGGGCGCUUGUGAGGAAAAACCUAAGUAUAAUGUAGUAUGUGGGGGGGGAUGGGGGGGCACGGUGGGGGGGCGCCAUUUCAGUGCUUGCCCCGGGCGCCGUUUUCCCUAGUUACGCCUCUGUCAGGAUGUGCUUCUGCCAGUUGGUCUCAAGAGGAGCUCACUGAGAGAGGGAGCACCUUUAGGCGUGUCUAUGACUAUGCUCGUGUGUGCGUGUGCGUGCGCGGGAAAUUGUGGAUGUAAAACUUCUGCAACUCUCCAGAAAAGCAAAAUGGGCAAAGAGCCGGCACUUUCCACAGAGAGGAAAUCGGCUGGUUAGGUCUGACCUUCAGCUCGGAAGUCAGCGUUGGGAUUUGGCUUCUCCCCCCACUGCCCUUGACUGGUCUGGGGGGGCCGCCAGAGCCUUGCCUUCCUCCCAGCUUCUUGCAGGGUCUGGCUGCCACGCGAGGCUGGGGUGUCUCUUGUGUCAGAGAGGCAAGGCGGCAGCUGCAAGCUGGUUCUGGCGAAGGGCCCCCCCCCCCCCUUCCCGGCCGGCUGCCUGCUCUCCUCUGCUCUGGAGGGGGCCUGUGGGGCUGCCACCUGGGAAGAGGCAACCCGCCGCGAGCCCCAGAGAGCUGUAGAGCUUGGAACAGGAUCUGCCGCCCCUCUAAGAGGGGUUCCCAGGCGUGGACUACAACUCCCUGCAUCCCCAGCAACAAUGGCUUGGGGAUUAUGGGGGUUGUAGUCCACAUCUGGGGCUCCCUCUUCGGAGAGAACCGUGCAUUGGACCUCGGCCCGUCGGCUCCUGGGGGUGGGGGGGUGGGCUGGGGGCGUCCAUCGUGCCCCUGGGCACAACCCCUCCUGGCCGGGGCAGGGCGCUGGCUUUUCCUGGGAAGCUGCCGACUUGAAAUGGGAUAGAAGAAAAAGGGUGUGUUGUAAUUAUGCUUUUUAAAUAUUGAAAGUGUAAAUAAAGAUGAAUUCCGCAGAGUC
Hemicordylus capensis (graceful crag lizard) is the source of this 3808-nucleotide messenger RNA. RefSeq names its product solute carrier family 35 member E1 (gene SLC35E1). Gene Ontology annotation, molecular function: antiporter activity. Gene Ontology annotation, cellular component: Golgi apparatus. The transcript is spliced from 6 exons. NCBI's taxonomy places the organism in Eukaryota, Metazoa, Chordata, Lepidosauria, Squamata, Cordylidae. The coding region runs from base 77 to 1393 and encodes 438 amino acids. The record is from RefSeq and is a predicted model, not a curated record.